AUGGCUGAACCAAUAACUACCGCGAACGAGAACGAGGAAGCACAAAAGCCCACAAACGCCGAAGACCGCAAGGCUGCAGCAGCCCUCGAUAACCUCAACGCAAAUGCCAUGAGCCAAGACAACGGCGAAGCCCAAGAUUCAACGCAGCCCAACGCCGCAGACCAAGAAGCACUGAUGAAGGCCAUGGGAAGGCUGGAGGUGGCAGCAGGAGGUAGCGCAAGCAAAAAGAUAGACGACAAGAAAGAUGUAGUGAAGAAGGAUGCUGAGGUGAAGAAGAAGAUUAAGCUUGCGGCGGAGGAUAUACAGUUUCUGGUGAAUGAGUUGGAUUUGUCGAAGCCAAAGGCGACUGAGUUGCUACGAGCACAUGAUGGCAGUAUUGAUUCUGCUGAAAUGUCUUAG
Molecule: messenger RNA, 399 nt
Organism: Lithohypha guttulata
Lineage: Eukaryota; Fungi; Ascomycota; Eurotiomycetes; Chaetothyriales; Trichomeriaceae
Exons: 2
Coding region: 1-399 (132 amino acids)
Biological process (GO): negative regulation of apoptotic process; protein stabilization
Source: RefSeq, a predicted model, not a curated record